Rhinolophus ferrumequinum (greater horseshoe bat) is the source of this 681-nucleotide messenger RNA. It is a transcript of the gene CCDC70, whose product is annotated as coiled-coil domain containing 70. The transcript has a single exon. Lineage: Eukaryota; Metazoa; Chordata; Mammalia; Chiroptera; Rhinolophidae. The record is from RefSeq and is a predicted model, not a curated record.
AUGGCCAGUCCAGCAUUCUGGCUGCCUGGGAAGAUAUUUCCCUUCAAGGUGGGUAAAUGGGUGGGGCUUGCUUGUUUCCGGUCAUUGGUGGCCUCCUCACCCAAUAUUCGCCGGAAGAAACUAAUCCAUAAGCUGCAGGAGGAGAAGGCUUUUCGGGGAGAGAUAAAAAUUUUCUGUGAGAAAGUAGAAGACUUCAGGGAAGAGAUGUGGCAUUUCCGGGGCAAGAUCCGUGUUUUCUGGGACCAGAUCUUAGGUUUUUGGGAAGAAAAGAGACCUUUCUGGGAAGAGGAGAAAACCUUCUGGAAAGAUGAAAAAGCUUUCUGGGAAAUGGAAAAAUCUUUCCGGGAAGAAGAGAAAACCUUUUGGAAAAAGUACCAUAUCUUCUGGAAGGAGGAUAAUGCUUUAUGGGAAAGAGAUCAGAACCUUCUUCAGGAGGACAAGGCCCUGUGAGAGGAAGAAAAAAGCCUGUGGAUAGAGGAACGAGCUCUUCUUGAAGAGGAGAAGGCCCUGUGGGAGGAUAAAAAGUCACUCUGGGAGGAAGAGAAUGCCCUCUGGGAGGAGGAAAAAGCAUUCUGGGUAGAAGGUGGCGGUCAUAUUGCUGAGGUGCACUUACUUGAAAAUAGGCUCCACAGCCUCACUGGAGGGCCACGGUCACCAGGCUUCUCCCGAGGCCGGGCAUGA